This is a messenger RNA of Pantherophis guttatus, 5915 nucleotides long. The record is from RefSeq and is a predicted model, not a curated record. NCBI's taxonomy places the organism in Eukaryota, Metazoa, Chordata, Lepidosauria, Squamata, Colubridae.
GCUUUGGUUUGACGGUCCCGGCUGAUUCGGAAGCCACCAAUCAAAAGGGAGACCGCGGCCGCCGCCGCGAAAAGCCCCGCAGAUAUUCUUGCUCCGGGUCACCUGCAGCCGAAGCCGCCGCUGUGCCAGCCAUUGCGACAAAAGAGCGCUGGCACCGAGCCGCGGGCUCCAGCCUCACUCGGGACGGCCUCCCGUGUGCUGGGCUUUCUCCGCGUGGGCUCCGCUGAAGCCGCCGGGUGCCGCUCCGGGCUGCUAGCGUGUUUACCGCAGCACACAGAUGUCAUGCCAGCUGUUUUUUUAGAGACCUGUGAGAGUUCUCACACAGGGUCAACGGACUUUGGGCAAUUCUUUCCACCGGUUCAAGACUGAACAGACUUCCUCCUUGAUUGCAGAACAUAUCUGUCUAGCGGCUCCAGCCAAAUUAAUGCUGAUUCCCACCUUGCAAGUGCCCACCGUUAACCCAGUGCUGCUUUUAGGGUCUGGUCUCUGGGGAAGCCAGCGAAAUCAUUCCACGAAGCAGAGCAACAGGAAUGGGCCAGUAUUCCUGCUGGCACCUUCUUCAAGGAUGGCCAUUUCUUUUCUCACCCCUCUUCUUGGCUUCAGAGUUAAGGACAUGGUCAUCCUUGGAGAAGAGGCCAACAGGACCAUUGGCCCAUUCCUGUUGCUCUGCUUCAUGGAAUCAUUGCACUGGGCAUGUUGCUCUGAGAGGGAAUGUGGUAAUUUUGCUGAUAGUACAAAGAAACUCUUGGCUAGUUGGUGGUUGCCGCCGCCCCUUGUAGCGCCUCCUGGCCAACAUGCAACCAGAGGAGUGGCAGAAGGCUCGUCCCUUCCAAGAGUUUCAGAUGCCAGCUCUUCCUCCACAAAAGUGCGUUAUUCUGCUGAGAAGUUGCCCUCUCAGAGGAGGCCUGCGGCUGAAGUCAACAGAGGCCUCUGAAGUCUAUUUGCUUAGCUCACUGGGGCUUCAAGGCCACAGAGGGGAAAAGGCCACAGACAACAGGCUGUGCAAGUGGAUAGUAAUAGAAAAGCACAUGUCAAAUGCCAGUGACAAAAUGAGUCAAUAUUGACUUUGGCUUCAAAGAGGGAUUUGGCGCAGGAGGAGAUGGAGAUGGAAGGGGCUUUCGCCUGCCUGCACUCCCUCCUUUCCUGUGACUCAGCCACUUGCUAUGGAGAGUCUUCUGCUGUCCUGCUCCUCCUACCCAAGGCUUUGGGUGGGUGCCUGGAGCUGCUGAUGGACACAAAUAAGAUUUCUAUUAGUACAGCUUGAUGGGUGGGCAAGAAUGGGUGUGGGGGAGGCAUUAAAGCAGCUAAGGAGGAAUGAAAUGUACUCAUUAAGAAAGCAAGGAUAAAAGAUAGAUAAGGCAGUGUUAGGUGUUGAGGAAAGCCACUACUUUGUUCCUUUACCAUGACCUAUGAAGUAUUUCAAUGAAGUCCAGCCACGUUUGGAUCUGAAAGCAGAAAUCUUCUUGGGAUCUCCUUUUCCUUGCUGAUUUGGGGUUGGGAAAGAGCAAGGACAAGGGAAUCAGAAUCAUCUUGAAGAUGGAACGUGGAGGGGCUGUUCUGAUGAUUGAAAACCCCAACAUAGAAGGAUUGUCCAAAGCAGGAUAGGGAUCCUUACAGAAACCCCCAUAUAUAAUGGGCUUUGUAAUUGUUUAAUAAGCAGAUGGUAUGGUUGGAAGGGAGGAUGAAUCAGGUAGAAAUGAGGAUUUUGCCUGUUGCCAUCUCCACUUAUUUCCCUCCUCUUGCCCCUACCACUUUGGGCCUGGGAACACAACUAUUCACAUUCAGGCAGGUCCUUGGUUCAUCUCCCAGCUAAAGCAAAGGAGCUAGGCUUUGGGGCAAGGUACAUGUGUGGGAUACAGCUGAAAUAAGAGGGCUAGGUGCUACAAGGGGGUUGGGGAGCCUGUCAUCUGUGUUCCUGCCACUGCUUGACACAUGAGUCCUUGCAGAAGCAGCCUCAGAAACAUGUGAAUAAUCUCAUGUGCGUGUUGGAAGAAUGAGCAAAGAUAGCUGUAUGAAGGCCUUGCUAUCCCCUCCAUUAAGCAGAUUCAAGACUGAGCUGUUUUUUGGAUGAGAUUGCGGACAGAUCCUUGGUUGGCCAUGGGGGUGGGGAGGAGCAUGGCUGCCUGUGAGGGUUGCAAGAACUUGUCUGCUGCAGUCUGAAAUUCUGGAGGGAGACCUCCACAAGACUUGAGAAGGGCAGAGAAAUAACAACUGUCCUUGGAGGUUGGUGGAGCACUGAGCAAAAUCUGCCAGAGGCGGAAUGGGAAGACCUGAAGGGGGAGGACAGACAUUAAUGGGGCAACCCGCCAACCCUCCCUUUCUUUUCUUUAUUCUUCAGUGUUGGAUUCUUUUGAUGACCUGGAGACUCUGGCACAUAUUUAUCCGCAGUGUCUACCAAGAUUCACGAAAGAAGAUGUUUGGAGCCAGAUGGAAUCAGAGUUGGGGGUGUCCCUGGGUGGAAAGUACAGCCCUCCACAUCAGCCAAUAGCUGGAGGACUCCAGGCUGACACCCUGUUCUUGACUCUAGGCGGCUGCAGGCUUGCCAUGCAUAAAAGGACUUGUGUUCUAGCACUCUGGUUCUGCCUUGGGUUCAACCACAUUGAAAGCUCCUCUGCUCAUCUUCACCAUCACACUGAGCUGUAGCCACAUCUUUGGGUGUCUCAGGUAAGUCACCAACACCUGGGGUUCCUGAACCAAGAGGCACUACAAGUAACAAUAGAGGAGUAUCUUUGUAGCUCAGGGUUGAAAUGAGGGGUCCUUAGUGCUCUUUGAGCUUGGUUGUUUUCUUGCAGAUGUUUCAUUAGCCAAACUAGGUAACAUCAUCAGUGCUAGCACUGAAAAGUAACAGGUUCAGAGACACCAGUGACCCCCUCUACAAAUAAGUUUAACCAAGGGUCAUUUCAAAAUUCGAGCAGCAUUUGGUGCUCGCUGAACUCUUCCUAACCGUGCCCUCUCUAAUGAAGACUGUUGUGCAUGACCUGGCCUUGUACAGGCACAAUGCCGGAGAACCCCAAAAGGAGAACAAAUGAACAAGAGGACACUGGACAGUGCCAGGACCAAGGAGCUGACCUAUAGUUUCCUGUCUGACUGGCAGCUCCAAAUGGAGUACAAUCUGAGAAUACUGGAUGGUUUAAUAUGCCACAAUUACUCUUUGGAUAAUCGUUUCCUCAGUCAAACUUUUGCAGUUUGUUAGGAAGAUUUUGCCAAUAUUCAAUUCAGAUGUGCCUUCUUGUAACUUGUCUCCAUUAUUCUGUAUUUGUCCUCUAGAACAAGAGAGAAAAGGUCUUGACCUUCUUCUGAAUUCAUUCUUUUGUAAAUUGGGGUGAGGGCUCUUAUAUUGCUCCUCUCCAUCUUGUCUCAGGGUUAAACAUACUUAGGUCCUUUAUGUUCUGUUUUUCUAUUCCCUGGUCACUCUUUUGUCCUUGGAACUGAUUUCAAUUUCCCUGAAACCUCUUACCAUUGCAACUGGGACUGAAGGCAGGGUGUGACUUACACAACUGAAAUGAAGUGGAACAAUUCCUGCUGACACUUUGAAAACUGUAGGAUGCAACCUAAAACAUUUUUGCCCACAGCUGAUACAUACUCCCUUUGCAUAAGAAUAUGGAAAUGUUCUGUGGUUUUUCAUUUAUAUCUUGAUAUUGUGCGAUCUCAUUCUAACAGAUGGAAGAACAAAUUGGUUUCAGGUGCUUUAUCAAAUUUUUUGUAAUGGGUUUUUAUCUCCUGGGUUUGGGAGGGGAGCAGCUGGAUAUGUUGCUUUCCUGACAGCCUUCAGAAUGUGAACUUGGAUCAUCCUGUGCACAAAGGGCCAGCUUUUCACAGGCCAAAGUUCAUACUCCCAGAGUGAGUGAGGAGGGGAAGGAGCAGGAAAGGUUCAAGGAUAGUUCUGCUGUGCUGCAACACCUUUCUCUCCUUGGUUGUGUUGUGGCUGCUAAACUGGUACCUGUACAGGACAUAAGAGGAAGACUCUUACGUAGCAAUUUACGUGCCACCCCGCCCCCACCCUCAUCCCUCUGCUGCCGGGAUCGAUCACUUUGUAGGUUUCGGUAGUCGAUGGCAGGCACAGGGACAGCUUUGGGGUUGGCAUCAGCCUUGUUCUGUGUCCCCUGCAGGCUCUCCCUUCCCGAGAUGGACUCCUGCCUGAUCCAGGUGAACAACAACACCGCCCUGUCCUCUGUCCUAGAUGUCCAUGUCAACCUCAAUGGAAAAAGCCCUUCUUUGCCCAAGGGAAAAGGCCGCAAGCCCCACUGGGCAGUCAGGGCUUCAGAAAUGUCUAGAAGAACUUUCAAUCCCAUUCGAGCCAUUGUGGAUGCCAUGAAAGUGGAGCCCAACCCCAGGAAAGCUCUGAUAUCUUUGUCCAUAGGAGAUCCAACUGUCUUUGGAAACCUUCCUACAGAUGAUGAAGUUACACGGGCCAUGAAAGAAGCACUGGACUCUGGAAAAUACAAUGGCUAUGCCCCAUCUGUGGGUUACCUGUCCUGUCGAGAAGUGGUUGCAAGCUACUACAAUUGUCCAGAAGCACCUCUGAAAGCCCAGGAUGUAAUCCUGACCAGUGGCUGCAGUCAGGCCAUUGAAUUAGCUUUAGCAGUCCUUGCUAAUCCUGGACAGAACAUCCUGGUGCCACGCCCUGGCUUCUCCCUCUACAAAACCUUGGCUCACUCUAUGGGAAUCGAAGUCAAGUUCUACAAUCUCUUGCCAGAAAAGUCCUGGGAAAUUGACCUGAAGCAAAUGGAAUCUCUGGUGGACAACAGGACAGCUUGUCUGAUUGUGAACAACCCAUCCAAUCCCUGUGGCUCUGUUUUCAGCAGAAGUCACCUUCAGAAGAUUCUGACGGUGGCCUCUAGGCAGUGUGUCCCCAUUUUGGCUGAUGAGAUCUAUGCAGAAAUGGUGUUUGAAGACUGCAAAUAUGAGUCCCUUGCAAAGCUUAGCACUAAUGUCCCGAUCCUGUCCUGUGGAGGCCUUGCCAAGAGAUGGUUGGUCCCCGGCUGGAGGAUGGGAUGGAUUCUGAUCCACGACCGCCGGGACAUCUUUGGAGAGGAGAUCAGGGAAGGCCUUCUGAGGCUGAGCCAAAGGAUUUUGGGGCCCUGCACAGCCGUCCAGGGAGCUCUUGGGCAUAUCUUCCAUCGCACAUCCCCUGAAUUCUAUCACAACACUCUCAGCUUCCUCAAGUCCAAUGCUGCCCUUUGCUAUGCUGCCCUCUCCACGGUCUGUGGGCUGAAACCGGUCCGGCCCCAGGGAGCCAUGUACCUGAUGGUGGGGAUCGAGAUGGAGCAUUUCCCAGACUUUGAGAACGAUGUGGAGUUCACAGAGAGGCUCAUUGCAGAGCAGUCAGUCUUCUGUCUACCUGCCACGUGUUUUGAGUACCCCAAUUUCUUCCGUGUGGUGAUCACCGUGCCUGAGGAGAUGAUGAUGGAGGCUUGCCAGCGUAUCCGCUACUUCUGUGAGAAGCACUAUCAAGGGGGAGAGGGGACCCAGGAUCUGGAAUGUGACAAGUAGGCCUGAGCACGUGCACCUGACAUUCUACUCCACCUGCUCUGAGUUUGCUCCCUGAGCAGCCUGACUCGGCACCAUCAUUCUUGUUCUGGACUCUGAACUGCUAGGGCCUGUUUAGAAGUAGGCUGUCAGUGACACUCCUUCCUGCCCAGCGGGCUCAAGAAACUUCUGCAGCAGCCCUGGGCAUGCUUGACAGCUUUCAAUCACCAGCUGAAUGAUUUCUAGAGUCUACGGGAAGCUGCGAGAAGGAACCUGCGUGCCAGCCGCAAGCCAGAGCAGAAAAUACCCAACCCUUCCACAGAAAGAAAGAAACCUCAUCUCUCCUCCACCCCAAAGUACACCUGCAAUCUGUUUUCUUGUACACGGAUUUGAAGUUUAUAAGUUAUUGUAUUUUUUGUAUGAAUAAAUGCAUGUUAAAUGUCUAA